AUGUUUAGGAUUGUUGUUUUUACUCAAUGCGGAAUUCCUGCAUUAAAUGCCCAUGCGUUAACUUUCAUCCUGCUCUGUCUCACUCAGCUAUUAGGAGCUGUCAAUACGACACACAAAUCUAGUGUCCGGUGGGAUAUCCUUGGAGGCUUCACGCGUUCUGAUGGUUCAGGUUCGCCUCAGAAUGAGGUACUAUCACGAUGUGAUCUUAGUAUUGUAUAA
This is a messenger RNA of Colletotrichum lupini, 219 nucleotides long. RefSeq lists its product as uncharacterized. Lineage: Eukaryota; Fungi; Ascomycota; Sordariomycetes; Glomerellales; Glomerellaceae. The coding region runs from base 1 to 219 and encodes 72 amino acids. The transcript has a single exon. The record is from RefSeq and is a predicted model, not a curated record.